GUGAGGAGAUUUAUUAAUAAUAGAAAUCCUCCUAAGAGGAGAUCUCCCUCCAAAACGGUCACCGUUUUAACGAAUAUGCUCCUUCAAGAAAUCCAACCCCCAAAGGCCCAAAGUACAAGUUCACCCCGGCAUCAACCACGAAAUUUCGAAAAGAGAACUCGUCUUCAAAUCUUGAAUUAGGCGUUCGUGGCUGAACCACGCAGUUGUUUUCUCCCACCCUCAGGAACGAUGACGACCGUAACGACGACGUCCCAAGCUUUGCUUUGCAACAACUACUCCUCCUUUGGCUCAAAACCUUCACUUUCACUCUCUCACUCCCGAUUUCCCAAACCAAGACAUUCACAAGCGUCCUCGAACGCUAAGACGUGGCCUGCUACAACUCCACCACCACUCAUCUCCAAUCAUAUAAGGACCUCAGCGUGCCACGCUGCUCGCCGCAAGCCUACUAUCGCCGCCACGCCAUCCGCCGAAGAGGGCGACGACGACAAUUCACGGCGUGUGCUGCAAAUAAUUCUGUGGGUCGCCGAGGGAGUCUACAUUUUGUGGCUCUUCUUGCUUCCUUAUGCCCCAGGAGAUCCUGUGUGGGCCAUUAGUUCAGAGACAAUACACUCCCUUGUGGGCCUUUCUCUCAAUUUUUUCUUUAUCUUACCUCUUAUGAACUCUGUUGGCAUUUAUCCAAUUGAUGCCCCAGUUCUUCACCCGGUUUCUGAAGGAUUAUUCAAUUUUGUUAUCGGGUGGACAUUCAUGUUUGCUCCUUUGCUGUUCACGGAUUGUAAGAGGGACAGAUACAAGGGCUCUCUGGAUGUUCUAUGGGGCCUACAGAUGUUCCUUACAAACACAUUUCUGAUACCUUACAUGGCUAUCCGGCUGAAUGAGUCAGAUGCAGACUAUACUCUAACCAAGCGCUCUCAGCUGGGCUCUGUGAUGACAAAUGGUGCACCCAUUGUUGGACUGAUUGGUGGGGGCAUAUGUCUCAUAUCUGCAUUGUGGGCUCUCUUUGGUCGAAUGGAAGGCAAUUUUGGGAGCAUAGGAGAGAGAUGGGAAUUCUUGGUCAAUUAUCUGGGAUCAGAGAGGCUGGCUUAUGCCUUCAUUUGGGAUAUAUGUUUUUACACAAUUUUCCAGCCUUGGUUGAUAGGUGGCAACCUUCAAAACGUUCAGAAAAGCAAAGCUGGUAUAGUAAACUAUCUAAGAUUUGUCCCAGUGGUUGGCUUAAUCGCUUACCUUCUCUGUUUGAAUCUUGAUGACGAAUUUUAGCUUCAUGUAAUAUCGAGUCAAUUCUGAAUAUCAGUGAGCUAUAUAUACAGCUAGUGAACAGUUAACACAAUUUGAAUUGUGUUUGGCGUGUGAAAAGGAAAGCAGGGUAGGAGUGAGUGCUUUUGUGUUAGCCUAAUUCCAUUCAUUUGUCAUGUAACAACCUGAAUUACACUUUUCUCUGGGUCGUUACAGGUCAAUUCCUUGACGGAGAUAUGUGAGAUUGGAACAACUUUACUUA
Alnus glutinosa is the source of this 1492-nucleotide messenger RNA. RefSeq lists its product as uncharacterized. Bases 229 to 1254 code for a protein of 341 amino acids. The transcript is spliced from 5 exons. The record is from RefSeq and is a predicted model, not a curated record. Lineage: Eukaryota; Viridiplantae; Streptophyta; Magnoliopsida; Fagales; Betulaceae.